AUGUUGAUCGUGGAAGGCAUGAAAGCGUACUGGACCGCUGCAGGACGGAAACCUGGCAACCUCGAAGCGCUGUGGGACUACGAAAAGGGCAUUGGAAGGUGCGUCCAACCAGCAGUCGUAGUGUCCGAUCGGUACUGUUGGUGGAGUUUUGGCACCGUGGAUUCAGCCAAGUAUGAGAAGUAUGACUAUCAGUAUGACCGUCAGUAUGACCGUCAGCUACCUUUGGUCAUCUUUGGUCAUCUUUGGUCUGUGCAAAGAGUACUCGAUCCCUGGGUGCAGGCCUUUGCCAUGGCAUCCCAGGGAGCCACCUUGCAGAACUACAACAACGAGCUGGUGAAGUCAAUUGAAGACCUGCGUGAGAAGCGAGAGGAGCUGAAUCGCCAAAUCCUGAAGGAAGAAGAGGACAAGGCAAAGAUUCAGAAGGAACUCUCCAUCUUGACAGACCGUUUGCAAAAGGUGAACGAGAGUCUGGUGCGCAAGACCCAGGCCCGCAACGAGUAUGACAAGACCAUCCAGGAGACCGAGGCUGCCUACAUGAAGAUCUUGGAGUCUUCCCAGACCUUGCUCCAUGUGCUGAAGCGCGAGACGGUGAACCUGACCAAGAAGAAGCAAGGAUCAGAUUGA
Messenger RNA from Cladocopium goreaui, 624 nucleotides. Lineage: Eukaryota; Dinophyceae; Suessiales; Symbiodiniaceae. The record is from the annotation of a GenBank genome assembly.